CUCCUUCCGUGUUCCCUGAAGCCUUCGCCUUGGGUACGCUCCAAUUUUAGCCAUGGACCCCAGGAAACUUGCAUUCUCCGAACAGAUUUUGUCGCCUAGGAGAAGAAUUGUUCCUGGAUUUGGUCUUGGCAUAAGCGUCUCCCUCAUCGUUCUUAGCCUUCUUUUGCUCUAUAGUUCUUCUAACGCCAAAUAUUUCUUCUCUGUUUCCAAUCGUCCCACUUCCGUGGAUUCUCUCUUUGAUUCCUGGUCUUUCUCAUUUUCCUCUCCUUUCCCUGAUUUAACCGCUAAUUCUUCCAAGUUGGGCAGCUAUGAUAGUGCCACGCCAAUUCCUCCUCAAACGGACAAUCAUACGCGCAACACUCAACCAUUUAUCAAUGCCACAUUUCAACUCAACACCCAUGCGCCAAAUGGCUCCCAAAUUGUGAAUGCAAGCUUGUCGCUUGAAUCCAAAAAUGUUACUGGAAAUGCAACAAUUUCCAGCCAAGGAAAGUUGGAUGAGGAGAAGAUAAUCGAAGAGAAAUCCCUGAAUAACUCCACUUCUUUCAACAACAAUGCCACUCAAUACCAGAAAGAGAACAAUCAUUCUUCCAUCGCUGAAGAUAAAAUGGCGUCGGAAGGAAAUGGUGGGAAAAAUUCAAGCGACAGAGUCGAAAUUACUGACAAUUCUCAACCGGGAACAUCGACUUCGAGUUUUGAUGAGGAAUGUGAUAUCUUUGAUGGAAGAUGGGUGAGGGAUGAUUCGAAGCCAUACUACCCUCCAGGUUCUUGCCCAUACAUCGACAGGGACUUCGAUUGUCAUCUUAAUAAGAGACCAGACGAUGAAUAUGUCAAAUGGAAAUGGCAGCCAAAUGGGUGUAACAUUCCAAGUCUGAACGCAACACAUUUUCUAGAGAUGUUGAGGGGAAAGAGUCUGGUGUUUAUUGGGGAUUCACUGAAUAGGAAUAUGUGGGAGUCUCUGGUUUGUAUUCUUCAUCAUAGUAUUAGCGAUAAGAAAAGAGUAUACGAGAUAUCUGGGAGGACAGAGUUCAAGAAGAAAGGUUUCUACGCCUUCCGGUUUGAGGACUAUAAUUGUUCCGUGGAUUUUGUCAGUUCUCCGUUCCUUGUUAAGGAAUCUACAUUCAAAAGAAGGAAUGGAACCAUCGAGACAUUAAGACUUGAUCAAAUGGACCCAACCACGGAAAUGUAUCGGGAUUCCGAUGUUUUGGUCUUCAAUACAGGCCACUGGUGGACUCAUGAGAAAACAUCGAGGGGAGAAGACUAUUACCAAGAAGGCAACCAUGUGCACCCAAGACUCAAGGUGCUGGAAGCGUUUAAGAGGGCUCUCACCACUUGGGGUCGAUGGAUUGACAACAAUGUUGAUAAAAACCGAACUCUGGUUUUCUUCAGAGGGUAUUCAUACUCUCAUUUCAGUGGUGGUCAGUGGAACUCUGGAGGGCAAUGCCACAAUGAGACGGAACCAAUUUAUAACGAAACACACUUGGGAAAGUACCCUAAGAAAAUGAGGGCUCUGGAGUAUGUGAUGCAGGAGAUGAAAACGCCAGUGUCGUACUUGAACAUCACCAGGCUCACACAUUAUCGGAAGGAUGCACACCCUGCAAUUUAUAGAAUGGAGUACAAGACGGAGGCAGAGAGACGUGCAGGUGUGCGAGUUCAAGAUUGCAGCCAUUGGUGCUUGCCGGGGGUACCCGAUACAUGGAACGAGUUGUUGUAUGCAUCUGUUAUAAAGAUGGCAAAGAGACAUUGGAGCAACUAAUGUUGCAGUCGCAGGCCAUGCUGGGAUUACCAUUUUUCCCCUUUAUUUUUUGGGUUUUGAGGUAAAGAUAUAUGUAUCGAGUAUUGUUUAAUCGUUUAGGUUCCCAUGGUGCAUGGUGCAUGGUGUGGAGGAAACUUCAGGCGGAUCAUGAUCGCUAGAUUGGCUGAUCGAGUCCUGCAUAUGUAGAGAAAGAUAAACAACGAUACUUGUAUUUUAUGAUUUCAAUAUAUACCUUAGCAAUAGGUAUGAAAAUAUGUUAUUAAGUUGGUUUCCUGUUGCUGAGUUUAAAAGAAUGUGGCGUGGCAGUGCAAAAUGAAAUCAAGAGUGAGUGGUCAAUUCGUAGAGUAAAUGAAAAUUGCAAUGCAGACUGCAGUAUUAGUA
Momordica charantia (bitter melon) is the source of this 2134-nucleotide messenger RNA. It is a transcript of the gene TBL2, whose product is annotated as trichome birefringence-like protein (DUF828). Lineage: Eukaryota; Viridiplantae; Streptophyta; Magnoliopsida; Cucurbitales; Cucurbitaceae. The record is from RefSeq and is a predicted model, not a curated record. Gene Ontology annotation, molecular function: O-acetyltransferase activity. Gene Ontology annotation, cellular component: Golgi apparatus.